This is a messenger RNA of Pollicipes pollicipes, 3633 nucleotides long. Its product is annotated as apoptotic chromatin condensation inducer in the nucleus. Gene Ontology annotation, molecular function: RNA binding. The record is from RefSeq and is a predicted model, not a curated record. Gene Ontology annotation, cellular component: ASAP complex; precatalytic spliceosome. The transcript has 17 exons. Gene Ontology annotation, biological process: RNA splicing. NCBI's taxonomy places the organism in Eukaryota, Metazoa, Arthropoda, Thecostraca, Pollicipedomorpha, Pollicipedidae. Bases 22 to 3183 code for a protein of 1053 amino acids.
CGCGCGUGCUGUGCUGCCGCGAUGGACGCGGACCUAGAAAUAGACGGGAAGCCACUAUCGGCACUGCGUGUGAUAGAUUUAAAGGAUGAGUUAGACAAAAGAAACUUGUCUAAGUCUGGCACAAAGAAAGAAUUGUUGGAGCGGCUUCGCGCGCAUGUCCAUUUGGAGAAAGAGCGAGAAAGAAGUGCUAGCAGUGAAGAAGACCAGGCACCCAACAUCAGUUUGAGGAAUGAGGGAGCCUUGGCUGGCAAUGACUUCAUCAAGCAAUACCUAGAGAAGCAGCAGGCGCAGCUCAUCCAACAGCGUGAGGCCCGCCGUAAGGUGGAAGGUGACGGACAGCGCGGGUCCCAGUCGGAGAGCGCCGACAGCCAGGAGGAAGAGGAGGUGGACACGGCCCGCGAGCGGCGCCCCACCAGAGGAGGAUCGUCGGAGCAACGCGACCAAACGUUUAAAAAGCCAGAACCCGAAGAAAAGACGUCGCCGCGCAAGGCCCGGCCUUCGGAGGCGGCCGAGCCGGACGGCGGCGCGUCGCCACCGGCGGCGCCGGCCGGCCGCCGCACGCGCCGCCACACCGCCUCCACAGACACGGACGGCGACGAGAAACCCGCUGCCGGCGAGACGGAGGAACGGGCGGAGAAGGGGAAGGUGGAGGAGGCUGAACGGAAAAGGCGGGAAAGCAAGGAACAGGCAGAACAGAUAGAGAGCAAGGAGAUGGAAAAGAAGCGGGAAGAACAGAGAAAGGAAGCGGAGCGAAAUGAGCGCAAGAGGAACGAGGAGAGGGAAGCAGAGAGAAGGGAGCGUAAAAAAGAUGAGGACAGAAAGGAGGCGGAGGAGGAAAAGGAACGGAAGAGAGAGGAGGAAAAGAAAGAGAUGGAAAGACGAGAAAAGAAAGAGGCCGGGCGGAGGGAGGAUGAAGAGAGGAAAGAGGUGGAAAGGCGUGAACGGAAGGAAGCCGAACGGAAAAGGGAACAGGAAAAAGAAGCGCGAAAAAAGGAAAAGGAAGAGGCUGAGCACAGGCGAGAGGCGGAAAAGAAAGAGGCUGAAAGACGUGAAAGGAAGGAGGCGGAACGAAAGAAAGAGUUAUUGAAAGAGGCUGAAAGGAAAGAAAGAAGAGAAUAUGAGCGGAAAAGAGAAGAAGAAAAGGAUGCCGAGAGGAAAUCGCGAAAGGAGGCCGAGCGGAAGAAGGAGGAGGAGCGAAAGGAAAGGAAAGAGGAACGUAGGAGAGAGGAAAAGGAGAAAACAGAAGAAAGAAAGGAGUCCGAUCGCACUAAAGUGGAUGAAAAGGACGUGAGAAGGACUGAGAGGAGGGAAAGGAAACACUCAGGAAAGCGAGAUGCAGAGAAGAAUGAUGAGGCUAAAGAAUCAGCUGAUGAUGGGGGAAAAGCUCGCUCCGGAGAGACGGGAAAAGUCUCCGAAAGCGAGGCAAAAAAGGAGGGGCCCUCCAAGAAAGACGAGGUACCGCAGAAAAUUUCGCCCACUACGGUUGGAGGAGAUGUGCAACAAGUUAAGGAAAAGAAGUCGAUAAACAAGGAUGAGUCUGGCGUUACAGAGCCAGAAGUGACGGGAACAGACAGUACAUCUGUCACGUCGGACCAUGACCAGCCGCCGGAGAAAAGCCUGGGGAGGCGUCGGUCUGACCCCACAGCAGAAGGCUCAGGCCCAGCGAAGCCCCCCGGCAAGGGAGACGAGGAGUCGCAGAAGAACAAGGAGUCUCAGAGGGACAAGGAGUCCCAGAAGGAUAAGAAGUCUCUGAGCGAUAAGGCUGAGGAUGAACCCACAAAGGACAAGGAGUCCCAGAAGGACGAGGAGUCCCAGAAGGACGAGGAGUCCCAGAAGGACGAGGAGUCCCAGAAGGACGAGGAGUCCCAGAAGAGCAAGGCCGCUCACAAAGAUCCCGAGAAGGAGAAGGAGUCUCAGAGGGAGCCACAGAAGGCGGCCGACCGCUCCGAGCCCCAGCGGCCGCGCGCGGGCCGUGACGAGCCCCGCGACGAUGAGUGGCGCGAGAACGCCGACUUCUGGCGCGUCAAGCCGGCCGAGGGCGAACGAGACCCCACCUCCAAGAAAUCGGCGGACAAGCGUGACGCCAAAGACGAGGAAGAUACUAAGUCCGACACCAAACGCACGAAAGAUUCCGACGAGGGGCCAGUCAAAACAAGCCGGACAGAGCUUGACGAAGUACAACCUUUGAAGAAAGAGGAACGGCGCAAGAUAAAACUGAAACGCAACACAAGUGCCGGAGAAAAACGGCCGGAGCCCACCGAGGCGGCGCCGGAGCCGGCUGGGGACGCUGCGACGGAGCGGCGCUCACCCAAGAAGGCCGGCCGCGCCAGACGGCUCGUGUCGCUGAGGCGGGACCGCAAGCGGCGCGAGGACAAGGAGAAUGACGCCGGCCCCGGCGAGAAGCGGCGCCGUCGCUGGGGCACGCAGCUCUCCGACGAGAAGAAGGUGGUCAGCAUCUCGACCGACUCGCUCAAGGACCUGGUGCCGGACGUGAAGCCGCUGCCUGCGGACGACGUACGGCUGGAGCCGGACUCGUCGGAGGGCGAGAGCCGGCGCGGCGGGCCGCGCAUGGAGCGCCAGCCGUCGCCGGCCCGGCACAAGGCCUCCAGCGUCGUCCUCAUCCGAAACCUGGUGCGGCCCUUCACCGUCAAUCAGCUCAAGGAGCUGCUGGCCAGGACAGGCAAGAUCACAGACUUCUGGAUCGACAACAUCAAGUCCAAGUGCUAUUGCCAGUACGAGACGGAGGCACAGUCGGUGGAGACCCGGACGGCGCUGCACGGCGUGCGCUGGCCGCCGUCCAACCCCAAGAAGCUGCUCGUCGACUACUCUACCGCCGACGAGUUGGACUUCCACAAGCCGCUCAAGGUCUACCCGUACUUCGCCACGCGCCAGCAGGAGGAGCAGCGCGCUGAGACGGCGCGCGAGAAGCGGAGAAGCGGCAAGAAGGAGGAGGCGCCGGCCAAGCUGCUGGACGACCUGUUCCGCAAGACCAAGGCGACGCCGUGCAUCUACUGGCUGCCGCUGACGGCCGAGCAGAUUGCCGACAAGGAGCGCCAGCGCCGGCUGCGCAUGGCCGAACGCCAGAAGCGGCUGGACGCCAUCCAGGCGGCGUCGGCGGCGUCGGCUCCGCGCCGCAGCCGCAGCCGCAGCCGGUCCGGCUCGCGCGAGCGGCGCCGCCGCUAGCCGCAGGCCGGGCGGGUCUGCCGUGGACCGUCUGAGCACGCGGCCCAGGAUCGACCGGCGCGACGCCCGAUAGGAGGCCCCAGCACACCAGUCGCCGCCCACCGCACUGUAAUUCCUGGUUCAUUUUAUUAGUCUAGCCUCCGCGCCUGAGCACGUGCGCGCGUGAGUGUGUGCGUGUGUGUGUUCAGACGAUCGUUCCCGAGCAGGUGAGUACGUCUUAGUUUGACGCCGUUCGCCCGCCGGCCGCCGGGCGGCCGGCUCGGCGGGCGCCUGACCGUGAACCAUUUUCAGGGCCGGACGGCGGCGCGAUGCAGGUGAGUCUCCGCUGAAUGACCGCUGAUGUCCCGUUCUCCGCCAGUAGGUGGCGGCCUAGCGGGGUGAGAGCGGCCCGGGCGAGAGCGGCCAGUGCGCGCGCGUGACAUGUUGUGGCCGGCGGGCGGUUGUGGCGAC